Messenger RNA from Laccaria bicolor S238N-H82, 663 nucleotides. RefSeq lists its product as uncharacterized. Lineage: Eukaryota; Fungi; Basidiomycota; Agaricomycetes; Agaricales; Hydnangiaceae. The record is from RefSeq and is a predicted model, not a curated record. The coding region runs from base 1 to 663 and encodes 220 amino acids. The transcript is spliced from 5 exons.
AUGCUACAUAGGCUGGGAACAAUUGGACAGCGAGUUGCUAGGACGUUAAUUAAAUCGGUGGGUCUUGAUCCUGAGAGAGCGACGGCGAGGGGGGUGGAGGCGUUGGAUCGACGGUUUAUUUGUGGUGGGUGUUUGGAAGGGGUGGACGGCGAUCAGGGUGUGGAUGAAGGUCAGUGGGUGUUGACGUGGACUGAAUGUAUUCCACACCAAGUGGAAAUGUACCACAGACGAGGCCUACACAAUUGGGAUCAACACUCCGAGUCGUGGAUCCUUCUCUCCCCAGAAGCAGAGGCCUACGUUCGGAGUCGGGAACUUCCCCAUCCAUCAAGUUCAGAUAAAGUAUGGAGUUGUAUGCAUUGUGGAGUGCAUUGUCAUAAUUUUGUGAAAAGGAAUACGGCGGUGCAGCAUGUCAAGAAAGUGCAUUCCGUAUCAAGCCCAAGAGAAGGCACAGACAUCUUCGCAUACCCCGGACCAAAUGUCGACAGGAGCCCACGUCAACCGGUUCAUAUACCAUCUGAGAAUCUGGGCGUUGUGUUUCAGUGCUUAAAGUGCCGGAAGGAUAAAUGUAAAUUGUGGGCGAAAAAGGAGGCGCUCGUGCGUCAUUUGAGUGAUAAGUAUUUGAUUGGGGAGGCUGCACAAAUUGAAGGAGGGCGUUUGCGAUGA